This is a messenger RNA of Lactuca saligna, 2151 nucleotides long. The record is from the annotation of a GenBank genome assembly. NCBI's taxonomy places the organism in Eukaryota, Viridiplantae, Streptophyta, Magnoliopsida, Asterales, Asteraceae.
AUGAAAAUUUUAUUUGAAAAUUCCGGGCUGUUACAAGAUCAAGGUGGUGACCAUGAUAACUUUGAUUAUGAUGAAUUUCAUUAUGAGAACUUUUCUCAUGAUCACUUUGAUACUUUUGAUGGAGAACAUUAUCAACCACCAGAAGAUGAGAAUGUUGAAGACCAUCAGUCUGAACAUGAAAAGUCUGCUGACAGUGAUGAUCUUAGGCAACAAUCAGAAGAACAAUAUGAUGAACUUGUUGAUGAUGAAAGCAAUGUAUCAGAAGUGGAGGUGGAUAUGACUGACUUUAACCUCAAUCUUGAUAAGGAUUAUGGUUGUGUUCAAAUGGAUGGGUUUCAUAACGGGGUUGGGACAAAUGAUGAACAUGAGGACAUAAAAAUCAUUGACAAUGAUAGAUGGGAUUCUUUAGAUGAAGGGUCAGAAGAUGAAAGGAAAAGAAGAUGUGUUCUUAAAAAUCUAGCUAAGGAGAAAAGAUGUAGUCUUGGCAAUGUCCAUAAGGCCAGUUUUUAUGUUGGGCAAAAGUUUAAAUCAAAGAAAGAAUUGAAAGAAAAAAUUGACAUGCACGCACUAGAAACUAGGAGGAAUUUAUAUUAUAAAAAGAAUGACAAGAUUAGACUUCGGGCAUUGUGUAGAGGUGUAGUCCCUGUCAUCAAUGCAAGUGGGGUGGUUGGCCUUAAUCCCAAAAAUAAAACCAAGGGCAAAGAGGAACAACUUCAAAAGGACUUCGAGGUAGGUAUUUCUAUUGACAAAGUAUUCAGGGCCAAGGCUAUUGCUACUAAGACCGUGGAGGGUGACUAUACGAAACAAUAUGAGAUCUUGAGGGACUAUGUCCUUGAAUUGCAAGCAACCAAUGUUGACACAACUGUCAAGAUUGAUGUUUACAGUGAACAAAACCCAUCAAACCCAACGAGGAGGUUUAAAAGAAUCUACAUUUGCUUAGGUCCCCUGAAAAAAGGUUUUAAGGCUGGCCUCAGGGAUCUUUUGGGUUUCAAUGGUGCGCAUAUGAAAGGACCAUUUCCUGGGCAGGUUCUAACAGCAGUUGGGUUGGACUCUAACAAUGGUAUUUACCCCCUUGCUUAUGCCAUUGUUGAGACAGAGAACAAAAGUAGUUGGGUAUGGUUCUUGCAGUGUUUAGGAGAAGACUUGGAUCUUGGUUCAAACUCUAACUUUACUUUUAUCACAGAUCGACAAAAGGGUUUAAUACCAGCAAUAGCCCAACUAUUCCCAUGUGCUGAGCACAGAUGUGCAACUGCAACCACUAUACCUGAAUUUGAGCAUUGCAUGAAAGAAUUUAGCAACUAUGACAAGGAGGCAUGUGAAUGGCUUAGAAAGAUUCCUCCAAAACACUGGGCAAGAAGCCAUUUUACAGGCAGAGCAAUCUCUGAUAUACUGUUAAACAACCUUUGUGAGGUAUUUAACAGCAAGAUAAUAAAGGGAAGAGAUAAGCCUAUCAUAGGUUGUUUGGAGUAUAUUAGACAAUACCUGAUGAAGAGAAUCUGUCAUGUUAUGAAGGUGAUGGACAAGGCAAAAGGGCCUUUAACACCCACUGCAACAACCAUAUUGGAUAUAAACAAGUUUCAUGCAUCACAUUACAUUGCUAGGUGGAAUGGGGGUGAGAAAUACCAAGUCACUAGGGCAUGGCAAGACCAACAUGUUGUAGAUGUUAGGAACAACACAUGUACUUGCAGGAAGUGGGAGCUAAUAGGCAUCCCAUGUAAACAUGCCAUUGCAACCCUUUAUGAAAUUACCAAGAACUCAGAGGAUGUUGGUGACAUUUACAGGUGGGUCAAAAAGGUAUAUUGGUUGGAUACAUGGAAGAAUGCAUAUUCCUAUAAGGUAGAGCCCAUAAAAGGAAGAAUAAUGUGGCCUAAAAGUUUGUGUCCCACAACACUUAUCCCUCCAAUUCAUCAUAAGCAAAUAGAUAGGCCUACAAAGAAGAGGAAGAAAAGUGAGGAUGAAAAAUUGAGUCAGAGUCAAAGAGGGUGUCAAAGUCAGACUGGUACUCAUGGUGUAAGUCAGGAAGAAGGCUGUAAAGUGGGUCUUGAUGGAGUUCAAAAAUUAACAAGGAAAUAUGUCAGUGUAACAUGUGCAAAAUGCAAAAACAAAGGUCACAACUCAAGGACAUGCAAAGGUCAAGGAGGUGGAAGUUGA